Molecule: messenger RNA, 1122 nt
Organism: Cyclocybe aegerita
Lineage: Eukaryota; Fungi; Basidiomycota; Agaricomycetes; Agaricales; Hemipholiotaceae
Source: the annotation of a GenBank genome assembly
AUGUGGUCUUGGCGCAUUCACACUUGGACCCGUUCUCCCUCUUCAGCGCUUGCUACUACCCCUCCUUGCCCUCUCCGCCCGAUGUGCCGCUUCGUGAUCUAUAAGGGCACUUCUCCUGUUCAAUUGUCCCAUCUUCUCACUCGACCAUGCCAUUCUAUCAUCAACCAGGCGUUCGACUCUCGUUUACGACUCGAUCGGCGGAGACCUAUGAACGGGGAUGGCUUCGGUGUCGGAUGGUAUGAUUCUGUAUACGACGAAGAACUUGGUAGUCAACCAUGCAUUUUCACCUCAGUAACGCCGGCAUGGAACAACGUGAACCUGAUUCGGUUGGCUGAGAAGAUCAAAUCGCCUUUAGUCUUUGGUCAUGUUCGCGCGACGACGGCAGGCUCUUUAUCUCUUGACAAUUGUCACCCCUUCGUUCAUGGCAAACUCAUGUUCAUGCAUAAUGGUGGGAUCGCCGACUUCCAUCGGAUAAAGCGUCGACUACAACAAGACUUGCCAAAUGUCGCGUUUGAUAUGGUCCAAGGAAAUACCGAUUCGGAGUGGGCAUUCGCACUGUUCCUCUCGAAACUUCCUGAUUGCAAUGCUCGGUUGUUCACGCCGGAAACAUUGCGGAGGGCUAUGGAGGCGACCAUCACAACACUAAACGAUUAUGCCGAUGAAUUUAGCAUUACCGAGCCUAGCCUCAUGAAUUUCUGUGUCACAGACGGCGAAAGCGUCGUGGUCACUCGUUACAUUUCUUCCAAGAAAGACGAAGCAGCUUCUCUAUGGUUUUCUUCUGGUACUGCUUUCAGUGAAUAUGCCGAAGGCGGCCACUACAAGAUGUCGAAGGCUGACAAGAGAGAGAAUAUCAUCAUGAUUGCAAGCGAACCUCUAACUUUCGAAAGAGCCGACUGGAUGGAAAUCAAGACCAACCACAUGGUAGUUAUUACUCCAAAGAUGAACCUCCUCCAAAUACCCAUCAAGGAUAAAUUCUACGUGCCACCUUCCGAUCCAGCUGCGUUAACACGGGCCACCGAAUUUGCGCAGGAGAAGGGACUACUUAACCCUCGGAAGAGUAUAGCACCUAUUGAUGCUCCGCAGAAGGCUGGCAGACAUAUUGUUCAGACCCACUGUUGUUGA